Molecule: messenger RNA, 1758 nt
Organism: Colletotrichum higginsianum IMI 349063
Lineage: Eukaryota; Fungi; Ascomycota; Sordariomycetes; Glomerellales; Glomerellaceae
Product: Major facilitator superfamily transporter
Exons: 3
Coding region: 1-1758 (585 amino acids)
Biological process (GO): transmembrane transport
Molecular function (GO): transmembrane transporter activity
Source: RefSeq, a predicted model, not a curated record
AUGGGGCUUUUCACCAAGAAGGCUCCUGAGGAGCAUGUCACCGCCGACCCGGCGACGCCCGCCUACGACGAGAAGACGGGCGAGCACCCCGGCGACCGGUCCAGCGAUGAUGAGCCUAUCGGAAAGAAUGUUCAGGCCGGUGUUGCCAAGGUCGAGGCCAUGACUGCUGUCUGGACCAAGCGCGAUCUGAUUGCCGCCUACGUUCUCAUUUGGCUCUUCUAUGUUGUCACCUCUAUCCAGGAAGUCUCCAUGCGUGUCUUGUCGCCCUUCGUCACCAGUAGCUUUGCCUUCCACUCGCUGACGGCGACUACCGGCGUCAUGUCGACUCUUAUCGCCGGUCUCAUCAAGCUGCCUCUGGCUAAGAUCCUCGACACUUGGGGCCGUCCCCAGGGCCUCAGCUUGAUGCUCAUCAGCUGGAUCCUUGGCUUUAUCAUGAUGGCUGCCUGCAAGAAUGUCGAGACCUACGCCGCUGCCCAGGUUUUCUACGCUGUCGGAUCCCAGGGCAUUAGCUACUGCAUCACCAUCUUCAUCGCCGACACCUCGAGUCUCAAGAGCAGAGCUCUCAUGCUCUCUUUUGCGACGUCCCCGUACAUCUUCAUCACCUGGGCCGCCGGUCCCAUCACCAACAGUAUCCUCAAGAAGGACGGCAUUGGCUGGCGUUGGGGUAUGGGCAUGUGGUCCAUUGUGGCUCCUGUCGUUGUCGGGCCUCUCGUUCUGCUCUUCCUCUGGAACCAGCACAAGGCGAAGAAGAUGGGCAUCAUUGACGGCCGUGGAUCGAUCAGGAACAUUUCUGCCACCAAGGUUGUCAAGUUCCUCGUCGACGUCGACGCUCUCGGCAUCUUGAUCCUCGCCGCCGGCAUGGCCUUCUUCCUUUUGCCGUUCAACAUCUUCUCGUACCAAACCGAGGGGUGGCGAUCGCCCAUGAUCAUUGCUUUCAUCGUCAUCGGCUUCUGUCUCAUCAUCGGAUUCGUCGUGUACGAGAAGUUCCUGGCACCUGUCACCUUCAUUCCGUACAAGCUCCUGUCGGACAGGACCGUCUUCUUCGGCGGCUUGAUGUUCGUCUUCGUCUUCUUCAACUCGGCCGUCUGGGGAUCCUUCUUCAACUCGAUGCUCAUGGUUGUCUGGAACACGACCGUCGAGGAGGCCACCUACAUCAGCAACAUUUACCGCACCGGCUCUUGCUUCUUCUCCAUUAUCAUUUCGGCCCUGAUCUACAAGACUGGACGCUUCAAGCCGUUUGCUCUGUACUUCCUCGUCCCGCUGAUGAUGCUCGGCGUCGGUCUGAUGAUUCACUUCCGCCAGCCCGAUCAACCCAUCGGAUACAUCAUCAUGACGCAGAUCUUCGUCGCCUUCGCUGGCGGCCCCAUCGUUAUCUGCGGUGAGAUGGCUAUGUUGUCGCCUUCCGACCACCAGCACGUUGCUGUCAUCAUGGCCAUUCUCGAUCUCUUUGGCAGCAUCGGCAGCACUGUCGGUUACACCGUCGCCACCGCCAUCUGGACCAGCACUUUCAAGAAGAACAUCACCAAGUACACCCCGCCCGGCACCCCCGUCGACACCAUCUACGGCGACCUCAUCUCCCAGCUCAGCUACGAGGUUGGCAGCCCUGAGCGCAUUGGUAUUCAGCACGCCUACGGCGACUCUCAGCGCAUCAUGCUCAUCACCAGUGUCUGCCUUUUGGUUGGCGCCUUGGGCAGCGUCGCCAUGUGGCGCAACAUCAACGUCAAGACGAUCAAGCAGGUGCGCGGAAACGUCGUUUAG